Molecule: messenger RNA, 243 nt
Organism: Chondrus crispus (carragheen)
Lineage: Eukaryota; Rhodophyta; Florideophyceae; Gigartinales; Gigartinaceae
Exons: 1
Coding region: 1-243 (80 amino acids)
Source: RefSeq, a predicted model, not a curated record
AUGGAAGGUCUCAAACGAAGGACCUCGGAAUGGAAUACCAAGCGUACCGUUGGUACCUCUACCGCACGGCACUCAGAGCGAGGAACAACCCAGCAGCAAAUGCGGCCCAAACUUUCUUGCUUCACCGCUACAGCCCGUUCCUACUUGUGGGGCUACACACAGAGACAACAGAGUUUCACAAACGACAUCACCGACUAUCAUGACAGCUCCGCGGGGGGCUCCACGAGGCGCGUCAUCCGCUGA